GAAUACUAUUCAUAAAAUACUCAUUAUGUAAUGAAUGAGAUAGAAAACAUAUUAAAAAAAAAUAUACCUUAAGUUUCAUUUUUCUCCUUCACAGAACUCUGUUUUAUGAAUUCCACAUCUUACAGGUAUUGCAUAUGGCCAAUUUACAUGGAAUCCACUUAAGAACUGGAUGUCACUGCAAUCCCGGAGCCUGCCAGCGAUUUUUGAAACUGAAACCCAGUGACGUUUUGAAACAUUUUAGUUCAGGACAUGUUUGCGGAGAUCAAAAUGAUUUGAUUGAUGGUUAUCCGACUGGAACUAUAAGAUUAUCCUUCGGAUACAUGUCAACGAAAGAAGAUUGCGACACAUUUCUGAAAAUGAUAGAGUCCUGCUUUGUAUCACAUCCAAUCAUUAGAAAAAUUCCUCCGCACUGGAAUCAACUAGAAGAUCGAUCCAGAAAACUGUUUUAUAGUAACGGGAAAAAAUUAACAGACAAAAAAGUUGAUAUCGUGUUUCCCAUAACACCAGAAACAGUUCAUGAUAAGAAUAACCCUUAUCGAGAUAUUCGAGGAAGUCUGGAACAUAUUUUCCUAUACCCCAUCAAGUCUUGUGGCGCAUAUCAAGUCGCACGGAAUUGGAUUAUCACUCCAAAAGGGUUGAAAUAUGAUCGGGAAUGGAUGAUUAUAAACUCGGCUGGUAUAUGUCUCACACAAAAACAAAACAAAAAGUUAUGUUUGCUGAAACCAGUUAUUGAUUUGAAGAAGAAGUUGCUAGUACUACAAUUUAAAGGAUAUCCCAAUAUCGAAAUAGAUCUUAAUGAUUCAACGAAUAAAAAAAAAGCUCAUCUUUGCCAGAGUAAAAUUUGUAGAGAACAAGUAGUAGGAUGGGAUUGUGGUGAUGAAGUAUCAGAGUGGCUCUCAAAAGCUUUAGCAAUGCCUGGAUUGAGAUUGCUUCGACAAUAUGAAGAUGAAGAUUCAUCUACUCAGCUUUCCUUUGCCAAUAAAGCACAAUAUUUGAUGUUGAAUUCCAAGAGUGUCGAGUGGCUGCGCAGGCACGUCUCAGAAGGCAACUUGAACGAAAGCCUCAAAUCCACAAUUCAAAGAUUUCGACCUAAUUUUGUAGUAAAUUUUGAGGAAGCUUUCGAAGAAAACGAACUCUCAGAAUUUCUAAUUGGUGAUGUUCAAUUUAAG
Messenger RNA from Leptinotarsa decemlineata (Colorado potato beetle), 1169 nucleotides. RefSeq names its product molybdenum cofactor sulfurase (gene mal). The record is from RefSeq and is a predicted model, not a curated record. NCBI's taxonomy places the organism in Eukaryota, Metazoa, Arthropoda, Insecta, Coleoptera, Chrysomelidae. Gene Ontology annotation, molecular function: molybdenum ion binding; pyridoxal phosphate binding; molybdenum cofactor sulfurtransferase activity. Gene Ontology annotation, biological process: Mo-molybdopterin cofactor biosynthetic process.